This is a messenger RNA of Xenopus laevis (African clawed frog), 7946 nucleotides long. RefSeq names its product SET binding factor 2 S homeolog (gene sbf2.S). Gene Ontology annotation, cellular component: cytoplasm; membrane. Bases 152 to 5773 code for a protein of 1873 amino acids. NCBI's taxonomy places the organism in Eukaryota, Metazoa, Chordata, Amphibia, Anura, Pipidae. The transcript is spliced from 41 exons. Gene Ontology annotation, molecular function: guanyl-nucleotide exchange factor activity; enzyme regulator activity. The record is from RefSeq and is a predicted model, not a curated record.
UGGCGAACUGGGAAGAUCGGUCCCGCCCACUCCUGGGAAGCUCUCCAGUGCGCAUGCGCAUCGCUCAGCUUUCCCUGCGCCCCAAACAUGGCCGAGCUGCUGCGGCCAAGAUGCUGAGAUUUUCCGCUAGAAGAGAGGAAAGAACGCAGCCAUGGCUAGGCUGGCCGACUACUUCAUUGUGGUGGGCUACGACCAUGAGAAGACGGGCACAGAAGGAUUCGGCAAAAUAAUCCAGAGGUUUCCUAUGACAGAUUGGAGCGACACUCCCUUCCCCCAAGGAAUAGAACUGUUUUGUCAACCAGGAGGGUGGCAGCUUUCUCGAGAGCGGAAACAGCCGACGUUCUUCGUUGUUGUCUUAACGGAUAUUGACUCUGAUCGACACUACUGCGCCUGCCUGACUUUCUAUGAGGCUGAAAUCGACUUACAGGGAACCAAACGGGAGCACAGCGAAACGGAGGAGGAGGAUUCGGGACUGAUCCAGCCUGCCCAAGUGUUUGCCCCUAAGAGCCUGGUGUUGGUUUCAAGACUAGACUAUCCUGAAAUUUUCCGGGCGUGCCUUGGCUUGAUCUACACCGUUCAUGUAGACAGUCUGAACGUGUCUCUCGAGAACCUGGUGUCCAACCUCGUGACGUGCAUUGUGCCAUCUGCCGGCGGCUCCCAGAAACUGUUCUCCUUGGGCGCUGGGGACCGGCAGCUGAUCCAAACGCCUCUCCAUGACAGUCUACCUGUCACCGGAACCAGUGUGGCACUCCUGUUCAGACAGUUAGGUAUCCAGAAUGUGCUGAGUCUUUUCUGUGCCAUGCUGACGGAAAAUAAAGUUCUGUUCCACUCGUCCAGUUUCCAGCGUCUCAGUGAUGCCUGUCGGGCCCUGGAGGCUCUCAUCUACCCCCUGAAAUACAGUUACCCGUACAUUCCAAUCCUGCCUGCCCAGUUGCUCGAGGUGCUCAGCUCCCCCACUCCCUUUAUCAUUGGGGUCCAUUCUGUCUUCUGCUCGGAAAUUCACGACCUGUUGGACGUCAUUGUUGCAGAUUUGGAUGGCGGAACCAUUCAAAUUCCAGAAUGUAUCCAUCUGUCCCAGAUCCCGGAACCUCUGCUCCACCAGACCCAAGCUGCUCUCUCACGCGUGCUGCAUCCUGACUUGGAAGCUGCUGAUUAUGCAUUUGCCCCGUCGCGCUCCCCGUUACCGCACAUGAAGCUGCUGGAUAAAGAAGUGCGAGCUGUUUUUCUGAGGUUGUUUGCCCAGAUAUUCCAGGGGUACCGGUCCUGUCUCCAGCUCAUCAGGAUCCAUGCAGAACCUGUCAUCCACUUCCACAAGGCCGCCUUCCUAGGGCAGCGGGGUCUGAUCGAGAAUGAUUUCCUGACCAAAGUUCUGAACGGAAUGGCAUUCGCUGGCUUCGUGUCGGAGAGGGGGCCUCCAUACCGAUCAUGUGAUCUCUUUGACGAGCUAGUUUCCUCUGAGGUCGAGCGAAUCAAAGAUGAUGAGCAGAGCGAUAUGUGCAAGAUUCUGAAACACAUCCGGGAGCUUGCUGAGCAACUCUUCAAAAAUGAAAACCCAAACCCCCACAUGGCAUUCCAGAAAGUCCCUAAACCCACGGAAGGUUCGCAUCUCCGAGUCCAUAUUCUUCCCUUUCCCUUAAUGAAUGACCUCAAAGUGCAGGAGCUGAUCCAGGAAGGACUUAAUAAGAACCAGAAUGCCAUCCUGUCGCCCCGGGCAGAAAAGAAAUGUGUGGUGCCGGCAGGAUCACCUGUAGUUUCAAUAGUGGACAAGACAAGCUCAGUGUUUAACAGCGCACGGAGACUAGAAGUCGUCCGCAACUGCAUCCUGCACAUAUUUGAAAAUAAAACUCUGGAAACUGAAAAGACCCUGCCGGCUGCACUGCGGGCGCUGAAAGGAAAAGCCGCCAGACAGUGUUUGACAGAAGAGCUGGCUCUCCAUGUUCAGCAGAACCGCGCCAUGCUCAACCACCAGCAGUUCGACUACAUUGUGCGGAUAAUGAACUGCGCCCUACAGGACUGCUCGGCUUCCGAAGAAUACGCCAUCGCUGCUCAGCUGCUCCCUCUGGCGACGGCGUUUUGCAGGAAACUGUCAGCAGGCGUCAGCCAGUUUGCCUACACCUGUGUCCAAGACCACGCAGUAUGGGCCAAUCAGCAGUUUUGGGAAACCACAUUUUAUAAUGACGUGCAGAACCAAGUGCGUUCACUCUAUUUGACCACUAAAAACAGCAAUCAAGGAACGUCUGAGCCCAAGGAAAAUGGUGUUGAAUCUGGAAACCCAGAGAGAACGGUUAUGGACCUGGCGGCGGAGCAGUUACGCCUGUGGCCAUCGCUCAGCAAGGAGACCCAGCAGGAGCUGAUCCAGAGCGAGGAGAGCACAGUGUUCAGCCAAGCCAUUCAUUUUGCCAACCUCAUGGUGUAUCUACUGGUACCGCUGGACACCAGCAAGAACAAACUGCUACGCACCUCCGCUACAGGCGACUGGGAGAGUGGCAGCAACAGCAUUGUAACCAAUAGCAUUGCAGGGAGCGUUGCUGAGAGCUACGACACGGAAAGUGGGUUUGAGGAUUCGGAGAACGACAUUGCGAAUUCUGUGGUGCGAUUCAUCGCCCGCUUCAUUGACAAAGUGUGCACUGAAAGCAGCGUAACGCAGGACCACAUCAAGAGCCUGCACUGCAUGAUCCCUGGGAUUGUGGCGAUGCAUAUUGAAACCCUGGAGGCUGUACACAGAGAAAGCAGAAGGCUCCCCCCUAUUAAGAAGCCUAAAAUCAUGAGACCAGCCUUGCUUCCCGGGGAAGAGUUUGUGUGCGAGGCUUUGCGGGUACUUCUGGACCCCGAUGGCAGGGAAGAAGCGACCGGAGGAAUGCUUGGAGGACCUCACAUUCUGCCAGCAGAGGGGGCGCUGUUCCUUACAACAUACAGGAUCAUAUUUAAAGGCACGCCCCAUGAUGCGCUAGUGGGAGAACAGACCGUUGUCCGCAGCGUUCCCAUUGCUUCAAUAACGCGAGAGAAGAAGAUAAACGUCCAGAACCAGCUCCAUCAGAACAUGCAGGAAGGGCUGCAGAUCCGAUCUGCCACAUUCCAGUUAAUGAAAGUGGCGUUUGAUGAAGAGGUGAGCCCAGAAAUGGUGGAUUUGUUCAAAAAGCAACUGAUGAAGUUCCGCUACCCGCUCUCUAUCUUCAGCGCCUUUGCUUUCGCCGCAGGCCAGACGGCUCCUCCUAUAAUCUUGCCCAAGCAAAAAGAAAAGAACACUUCCUUCCGAACAAUCUCAAAAACAAUUGUAAAAGGAGCCAAACGGGCUGGAAAGAUGACUAUCGGACGCCAGUAUGCUGCUAAAAAGAAGACUGGCACAAUAUUGGAGGAGAGGGGGAGUCGUUCUGGUGGCAAUGAGGAUGAUGACAUAUCAGUUUCAGAUGAUAACGAGCUGCCAAGUGGAACAUUAAAAGCCUCAGAAAAGUCCACAAUGGAGCAGCUGGUGGAAAGGGCCUGCUUCCGGGACUAUCAGCGACUGGCCCUGGGGACCAUUAGCAACAGCUCCACCCGCUUCAAGUCGGAGCAUUUCCGGGUCACUGCUCUCAACAGGAUGUAUUCACUAUGCAGAAGUUACCCAGGGCUGUUGGUAGUCCCUCAGUCUGUGCAGGACAGCAGCUUGCAGAAGGUCGCUCGAUGUUACCGUCAUAACAGACUUCCCGUUGUCUCUUGGAAAAACUCCAAAACCAACGCUGUGCUUCUCCGCGCCGGGGGCUUUCAUGGAAAGACGGUGGUCGGGCUCUUUAAAUCUCAAAACACACAUACAGCUGCACCAGCCUCUUCUUUAGAGUCUUCCAGCAGUAUCGAGCAGGAGAAGUAUCUACAGGCCUUACUCAAUGCUAUCUCUGUCCACUACAAAAUGAAUGGAAAUGGUACUCUUACUGUUAGACCAACGCUCGCUCUGUCACCAGGCAGUGACCGAAAGGCUUCCAGAAUGUCCAGUGUGGUUAAACAUGUUGUCCCUAGUCACAUGGAUGGCAGUCUGUCCCAUAGCUUUGCACGCGGAGGUGUAUGGGCGAGUCUACGCUCAAGCAAUCGCUUAAUCACCACUCAGACACCCCUUAUUGAUGUUGGAGCGCGUCUCGUGGGUAAGGACCCACCUACUACCUACACUGACCAUUCUGCCCUGCAAAGCCAACUACUCAAGCGCCAAGCUGCGCUCUACAUAUUUGGCGAGAAAUCUCAGUUAAGGGGAUUCAAGUUUGACUUUGCUCUUAACUGUGAAUUUGUCCCAGUGGAGUUCGGGGACCUACGGCAAGUCAAGACUAGUUUUAAAAAGCUGAUGCGAGCCUGUGUCCCCAGCAGCAUCCCUACAGAUUCAGAUUCAACAUUCCUGAAGGCUGUGGGAGAAUCAGAAUGGUUCUUACAGAUUCACAGGAUAAUCCAGCUGUCUGUCAUCAUAUCAGAGCUAAUGGAAAGUGGUUCCUCGGUACUGAUUUGCUUAGAGGAUGGAUGGGAUAUCACUACUCAGGUUGUCUCUCUGGUACAAAUCCUGGGAGAUCCUUUCUACAGGACUCUUGAAGGUUUCCGCAUGUUGAUUGAGAAGGAAUGGUUGUCGUUUGGCCAUAAAUUCAGCCAGCGCAGUAAUCUGUCGUCCAGCAGCCAAGGAACCGGAUUUGUACCCAUCUUUCUGCAGUUUUUGGAUUGUGUCCAUCAGAUACAUAAUCAGUACCCAACAGAGUUUGAGUUCAAUCGAUACUAUUUGAAGUUCCUGGCAUACCAUCACGUCUCCAACCGCUUCAAGACCUUCCUGCUGGACUCCGACUACGAGAGAUUGGAACAUGGGACACUGUUUGAAGACAAAGGUGAUAAACACUCAAGAAGGGGCAUUUGUAUCUGGGAGUACAUUGAGCGGAUACACAAGAAAAAAACAGUUUUCUUCAAUUACCUGUAUGCUCCAACUGAAUUAGAGGCGCUGAAGCCAAGUGCCAACAUCUCAACCCUGAGAAAGUGGGAAUACUACAAGGAGGAGACAUUGGCAUCAGGUCCCUCCUAUGACUGGAUCAUAACCCCUUCCAGAUUCAACACUUCAGAUGAGACCGACUCAGGAGAAGAGGCCCAGCAGCAAGGGAAGAGGAAAGUUGUUUGGCCAUGUUAUGAUGAUGUCCAAAAAGUACAGCCUGAUGCCAUCACUCACCUUAUGAAUGAGAUUGAGAGGUUGGAAAGCAAGUUAAACCAGACCUCAGAGAGGUGGCAGCUUCUGUGGGAGAGGGCCAAAGUCAAGCUCAAGGAGAACGCAAAGAAAGAGAACAGCAAUCCAGCAAGCCUCGUCUCAGCCAAUUUGCAGUCCUACCAGAAGAGAUCAAUGGUGCAUCUUCCUGAUAGCGGCCUGGGAGACGAACAGAACCCCAACGCUUCUCCUUCCAAUGGAGUCGACAGAAGAACUGCAACACUGUACAAUCAUUUUACCUCCAAGAACGAGGAGAACAGGUCAUUUGAAGGCAUACUCUACAAAAGAGGAGCUUUGCUAAAGGGCUGGAAGCCUCGUUGGUUUGUACUUGAUAUAACGAAGCAUCAGCUGAGAUACUAUGAUUCAGGGGAAGAUACAAGCUGUAAGGGUUAUAUUGAUCUGGCUGAUGUUGAAACGGUCAUCCCUGCAGCCCCUACUAUAGGAGUGCCAAAACACGCCAAUGAAAAAGCAUUCUUUGAUGUAAAAACCAACAAGCGGGUAUAUAACUUCUGUGCUCAGGAUGCUCAAAGUGCCCAGCUGUGGAUGGACAAGAUACAGAGCUGUAUAUCUGAUGCCUAAAAACAAAGAAAAUCUAAGGAAAAGCCGAAGAGAAAAAGAUGGCACUCAUCAUGGCCUUUGUGAGCUUAAUACCCCAUCAGUUAUGGUGGUUUGUAUUUACCCACCUGAAGGAAUGGGGUAUGAAGGAAUCAGCCGUGCCUAGCUAAACAAUUUUCUAUUUGACAGUGGCAGCACAGGGAAGCUUUAUACGGCUUCAUAUAUGAGUAUUAUUGCGUUGAUGUAAAAGCACACAAUGGUAGAAUCUGGAACCUUCCCAUUUUAUUACCAAGAGAGAUGCAGCUAAACUGGACCUGUGACGUUUACAUCUUAACUUUUUCUGGUUCUGCCAGUUUGGCUUCAUUGGGUUAUGACACCUUCAAGGUCAUUUCAGGAAGGAUACAUGUAUAUAUAAAAUAGUUUGUGUUUACAUAACAAAUUGAAAUUAGAUAUAUGAAUGAAUUACUGCAGGUAGCCUGGGUUUGGGUCUAGCGUAAGUGCAGUGGGUUAAAAUGGUUUUGACGUGCUUAGAACUGGAAGAUUGCCGUGCUGGAAUUGCCUCUCUUCAAAGCUAAGGAAGUGCCAAGUGCUCAGCAUAAUGUAUGGUGGAGAAGUUAGGCAUCCGUUCCAUUUUAGCCGGCCUCUCAUCUCAAAGUGGGGUGGAGAAUUCAAACAGCCACCAUAUGGUGGAGAACGUGGCAGCUGGUAUUUGGUGGAGAAUGUGGACAUCCGGCAUAUGGUGUGGAAUGUGGACAUCCGGCAUAUGGUGUGGAAUGUGGACAUCCGGCAUAUGGUGGAGAAUGUGGACAUCCGGCAUAUGGUGGAGAAUGUGGACAUCCGGCACAUGGUGGAGAAUGUGGACAUCCGGCAUAUGGUGGAGAAUGUGGAUAUCCGGCAUAUGGUGGAGAAUGCGGACAGCCAGAAUAUGGAGGAGAAUGUAGACGGCUCGCAUUUGGAGGAGAAUGUGACCACCCGUUCCAGUAAAGACAACCUCUCAGCUUUCCGUAUGGUGGAGUAAUGUUCACGUCCAUUCCAGUGCAACUGGCCUUUCUAGGUAACUAUUGCACAUGCUUCCUCCUCAGUGUAAAUAACGUAUAAAUGCACUACCCCUUAUAGCAAGCACUUGCACUUAUUCCGAUGAUGUCCUGAUGAACGUCACCAAGAAGAAACAAAGUACAACACUUGGCAUGUUCAGGAAUUUUAAAAAUAAAAUGUAUCCACUGUGUACAUAAUCUGUUCCCAAUGUGAAGUAAUUUGAUACUUUUAAAAAAAAAAAGAAGCCCCCUUUUAAUACACAAACCUUUUAUUCUGCUUCAUUUUCUUAUUCAAAAAAAGCACUGGGGACGGUCAUGUCCUUCAAAAAACAGACGGCGUCCAUGAUUCCAAAAAAAGGACGUGUCUUUGCCACAACCACUUCUGACAUUGUUUACUGGAAUAUUUAGCUAGUGCUUUGGAUUUUCAAUCUGGUUACCUUAUAUUUCAAGGUUUGUACUGUAUAUAUAAAUAAUUUUUGUAUUUUCGGAUGUUUCCAUUUAAACCUGUAAUUUAAUAUAAACAUGACCCGGGAUUAAAUUAACCAAACUGACCCUGCCUAUUAUCACUUUCUUAAUCACUUUUCCUGAAAGCCACUGUUUUUUUUUCUCCAAAAAGUGCCGAAAACUUGAAAUGCUUUACCCUAUAGGACCAAGAGUUUGGGUUGUUGUUGGUUUUUAUUUUGGUUUUUUUGUUAUUCCAAAAUGGUCUCCACUUUAACAUUUUGUAACACACGGUUUCUAAUUGAAAAAAAAAUGCCCCAUUUUUGCACAUUUGUAUUUUUCUUUGUAUAUGAAGUACCUUUUUAUGUACUUUGUAAUGUACGGAUCCCAUGGCUCAUUAGGUUACUCACUGGGGCAAAUUAGGCAACGGUUUAUUUUUUAACUCGUUUUAACAAUUUUAUGUAUUUGUUAAUGAUGUGUCUGCUAACCAUCUUGUAAUAAAUAUACUGCUAAAGUGCAAACAAAUGACAGUUGCUUAGUGAUACGAAACUGGGAGUUAAUGGGAAGCCACAGAUUUCUAUUCUUUGAAUGGGACACGAAUAAGGAAAAACACGUGGAAGUUGAUUAAAACCACCUGAGAUGUUCAACCUCGGAACUGGUGUGAAGCUGUUUCUAAAUAUGUAACCUUGCAUUUCCCAUAAUAAACAUCACUGUGACUGGUC